AUGGGGCCAGAGGCGAGUCCAAUCGCGCUGCCCACUGCCGCCGCGCCGACUGCAGGAGCGGCACCGGCACCGGCCUCCUCGCUAUCGGCCCCCUCGUCCACCCCAGCCUCCUCGGCUCCGGCACCCAUUCCCACUCCCUGUUCCUCCCCAGCACCGACGGCGCCAUACACCGCCCGCUCCGCCUCCAGCGCCUCGCUCCAGCCUGGGAACAGGUUCGGGUAG
Molecule: messenger RNA, 222 nt
Organism: Auxenochlorella protothecoides
Lineage: Eukaryota; Viridiplantae; Chlorophyta; Trebouxiophyceae; Chlorellales; Chlorellaceae
Exons: 1
Coding region: 1-222 (73 amino acids)
Source: RefSeq, a predicted model, not a curated record